Solanum dulcamara is the source of this 575-nucleotide messenger RNA. Its product is annotated as DNA-binding protein S1FA-like. Gene Ontology annotation, molecular function: DNA binding. Lineage: Eukaryota; Viridiplantae; Streptophyta; Magnoliopsida; Solanales; Solanaceae. Gene Ontology annotation, biological process: regulation of DNA-templated transcription. The record is from RefSeq and is a predicted model, not a curated record. Gene Ontology annotation, cellular component: nucleus. The coding region runs from base 189 to 398 and encodes 69 amino acids. The transcript is spliced from 2 exons.
UUGUUAUGCACCAACCCACGCACCCAUGGUAUUUAAGCAGCAACGCCUGACCGGAAGUGCAUUCUUCUCCUUCCGUUUCAUACUCGACAAAAUCUGCGUUAGGUGACGAUGAGUUUCUGAAGAUCUGAUUUCAUUGACAAGUUGAAUUCGUAGAUCACCUUCCUCUCAACGAUCUCGUGCAGAAAAAUAUGGCCAAGGAUGUCGAAGUUAACGGAUUCAACCCAGGAUUGAUUGUCUUACUUGUUAUUGGUGGGCUCGUGCUGACGUUUCUUAUCGGGAACUAUGUCCUUUAUGUGUAUGCCCAGAAAACUCUUCCUCCAAAGAAAAAGAAGCCAAUCUCCAAGAAGAAGAUGAAGAAAGAAAGACUGAAGCAAGGUGUUUCAGCACCUGGAGAGUAGAUGUUUAGACACUGAGGGACAAGAACAGGUCUGAACAGCACUAAAAUCAGAUGAUUGUAAUUCUUAAGGUUACGUUUUCCUGUCAAAACAGAUAGAACAUCAAAAGCUGCUGCCUUUUAUUGUGCUUUACUGACUCAGAAAUUUCCGUAGAAGCCACUGGUUUUCCUUCUAGAAUAA